Messenger RNA from Pseudovirgaria hyperparasitica, 1140 nucleotides. RefSeq names its product putative oxidoreductase,short chain dehydrogenase. Lineage: Eukaryota; Fungi; Ascomycota; Dothideomycetes; Acrospermales; Acrospermaceae. Gene Ontology annotation, biological process: sphingolipid biosynthetic process. Gene Ontology annotation, molecular function: 3-dehydrosphinganine reductase activity. The transcript is spliced from 3 exons. The record is from RefSeq and is a predicted model, not a curated record. Bases 1 to 1140 code for a protein of 379 amino acids. Gene Ontology annotation, cellular component: endoplasmic reticulum membrane.
AUGGCUCUCGGUCUGUCCUGGACAUCCGUCCUGCUACUGAUUCUUAUCAUUCUACUCUCAAUUGCCAUCAUGGGCCUCUUCAGCUUCAAGAAUCACCUGCCGGUAGAGGGCAGGACAGUACUCAUAACAGGCGCAUCGCAGGGCAUGGGGAAAUCCGCCGCAUGCCAGAUCUCCUCGCGCGGCGCAAACGUCAUCAUCGUCGCCCGCGACACCAAGAAGCUCGCCGCCGCCCUCACUGAAAUCAAAGCCGCAGCAAAGAACCCCACAACCCAACGCUUCCUCUCCAUCAGCGCAGACGUCACCCUCGCGUCCGAAAACACCCGCAUCCUCGCCGAGUCGACCGCCUGGAACAACGGCUUCCCGCCCGACAUCGUAUGGCAAAUCGCCGGCGCGUCCAAGCCCACGCUGCUCCUAGACUCCUCCCUCGACACCAUGCACGCCCAAAUGGACCUCAACUACUGGGCCGCCGUAUACCUCGCCCGCGAGACCAUGACCGCCUGGCUAGCCGCAUCCUCCUGUCCACAAUCGUCGCAAAGCUCCUCCUCCUCCUCCUCUUCCGCCGCAGAGCCACUGCCCCGACAUAUCAUACUCACGACAUCCAUCGCCGCCAUGCUCGGCGUGGCAGGCUACGCCCCGUACUGCCCGGCCAAAGCCGCUAUGCGCUCAUUCGCAGACGCCAUGCGUUCGGAGCUGAACCUGUACAAUGGUGCGCGCCGCCAGGCCGACGCGCACCGCGACCCGGCGUAUCCGCCGCCGCCGACGGAGAUGCACAUCCACCUCGUUGUGCCCGGCACCAUUGACUCGCCGGGCCUGCAGCUGGAGAACGAGAGCAAGCACGACAUCACGAAUAUGAUUGAGGAAGUGGACCCAGUGCAGCACCCGGAUGCCGUGGCUAGAGGCGCGAUCCGCGGGCUGGAGGGCGGGCAGUAUAUUGUCAUUCCGCAUUGGUUUAAUCGCUUCAUGGCCGGGAGCAGUUGGCAGGGGAGUCCGCGGAGUAGUAUGCUGGUUGAUACGGUGCUGGGGCUGGUCACAGGCGUUGCGUGGCUGUUUGUCGGGCCGGAUUUGGAAAGGCAGGUGUGGAACUAUGGCAAGAGGUGGGGUCUGAAAGGGAGGCCUAAGGGGCACAAAGGUUGGACUUGA